Molecule: messenger RNA, 2036 nt
Organism: Soboliphyme baturini
Lineage: Eukaryota; Metazoa; Nematoda; Enoplea; Dioctophymatida; Soboliphymatidae
Source: the annotation of a GenBank genome assembly
UUGAAAAGCUGCACAUCUGCUAAGAGCAUAUUUUUUAUUUUAGUGCCUUGUUUGGUGCCGAGGAUCAGCAACGGCUUCAUCAGCAAAUACCGACCUGACGAUUACGUCUAUCACGGUGAACGCGUCAAAGUGGAAUGCGCCAUCAAGUACGAGUUGGCAAAUGCCGACUAUCCGACGUGCAACAACGGAUCCUGGUCGAACGUUCCACGAUGCACACCAAGGUACUGUCCUCAUCCGAAGGUCGUUAUUGGUCAGCUGAACAACGGUAUAAUUAAACUCGAAGGCUCGAUGGGCGAAUACGAAUUUAAAGAUUACAUCCAGCCCGUUGGAGAAUACCGAACGAUCGUUUUCGAAUGCAACAAAGGAUAUGUUCUUCAGGGUGAACCUCGCAGAUACGAGGCAAAGUGUACGAGACUUAACGGGUUCAUUUUAGGACCUACGAAGGCGACGUGCGUCAACGGUUCGUGGCAGCCAAAGGUCAAACCAAGAUGCGUGCUGCAAACGCAUCCGAAAUUGUCCAAUCGAAUCAUGUGGGACGUACUCAGCAGAGACAAGCGCCAAUUUCGGGGUGGCUCGCUUCAUCUGUCGGAUGUGAUCUAUUCGCCGGCUAACAUUUCGGCUGCUCAUCAACUGAAACGUAAAGAUCGGUCCAGGUCAGCGAGGACAUCAAAAAUAAAUGGCACGGUGCACUUGGCCGCGUCUGAUCGAUUACAGGAAAGCGAUACUCACCGAUUAAGCUGCGAAAUUCCUGGCGUCAAAAAUGGCUUUUUCGUCAUGCACAACGAAUUUCUGAAACCUCACGAACAGCUCUACAGUGGCGCUCGAAUCACAAUGUACUGCUUAGACGGAUUCGAACUCGUCGGCAACGACACCAGCGAAUGUCGCGACGGAAUUUGGAUAGACGCUUUUGGCCAUUGUCAAAAAACCAUUGACAAGGCCGAUAAGACGAGUACAAACGAGACCAGCUGCCCACCUCCGAUCGACCUCAGAAAUGUCGAAGACAGAAGCCCAAGGCUUCUAUCCACCAACGAAUACCUCAACGGGACUAUAAUCAGCUAUCCCUGCGACCGUUUUUUCAGCCACCCAGUGGCCAGGGAAGCUCAAGCUGUUCAGUGCAUCAACGGCUCAUGGGUCGCGCUGCUCAAAUCUUGCGCUCGAAAGAGAAAUCACAGCCACAAGCCAAGGAGCGGUAAAAUGGACAGGCGUUUUUACCAUCAAGGACGAUGUCCAUUCCCGGAAGUGGACGCUGAUAUUUGGCAACUGACAUCUAAGUUUCACGCGCGUUCCUCAAAGUCUACAUUUCGUAAUGGAUUCGAAUUCAAGGUCUGUCAAAUCGGCUUCAGUUUGUCACUCGUUGGCUUUUCAAAUUCGUCCUUUUCUCAGUCGGACUGCUUAUUCAAACCCGAAAAUUUCGAAAACAUGGAACUGUUCGACGCUAAGACGUCCGAGAGCCUGACUUUCAAGCAACGAGUGCCGCACAACGCAAAGUUCAUCGUCAGAUGCAGGCAUGUGGGCCUAUUUCAGCUGAUCGGCUCGGCGACCAUUACCUGCCAGCACGGGGUAUGGGUGGACGAUCUGCCGCACUGCAGAGCCGUCGGUUACCCAUACUUGAACGACAGGCCACCGGCGAUCGUUUGGCGCGUCGUUAAAGGGGACAUAUCGGUAAGCGUUCGAGGCGAGCUGAUCGUUCGCCAGGCUUCUUACCUGCACCUGGACUGCAUAUACCCGAGGAGCAAAGGACAACCGACGUGGGAGUAUACCUCGUCGUACCGCCACUAUCCUCAACACUGGGACAUGGCGGACGCCGACCACCCCGGAUACGUCUUAUAUCAUUUCAACCGGAAAACGCAGCAAAGUCCACUGAUUUCCAUUUACAGACUGGCCAUUUAUAUGACAAGGCCCGAAGAUUCAGGACUCUUUUACUGUAUAGAUCCGUAUGGUAGAAGACACGCUGUCAAACUCAUCGUUAAAGGUAUGAUAUUGAACGAAAGUGGAAUAUUUCGAUCGGUGCGAGAGAGUGUGCGUUUUCCGUGAAC